GUCAUACAUACAUACCUGUCAAAUUUGUGUACAAUAAUUUCCUCAUUUUAGAUUUGAAAAAUAAGGUAUUUCUAAAAAAUAUGGCUUCUGUAAUGGAUGUAGAUGAAGAGGAAGUCGAAAUGGCUUCCUCCAGUAGUGGUAAAGGUGAUAAAAAGAGGUUUGAGGUCAAAAAGUGGAAUGCUGUCGCUUUAUGGGCUUGGGAUAUUGUGGUCGACAACUGUGCGAUUUGCCGCAACCAUAUAAUGGAUCUCUGCAUAGAAUGUCAAGCUAAUCAGGCAUCAGCUACUAGUGAAGAGUGCACAGUUGCUUGGGGUGUUUGUAAUCAUGCUUUUCACUUCCACUGCAUCUCACGCUGGCUCAAAACAAGGCAGGUGUGCCCUCUCGACAACAGAGAAUGGGAAUUCCAGAAGUAUGGACACUAAAGUAAAAAGCCGUUACCCAUUCCCCACACCAUAAGGAGUUACAGCAAAUAUACUGAGAAUGGGCAUACCAAUGUCAAUAUUGCAUUAAGUUGAUAAUAAACAAACUCAAAGUACUAAA
Messenger RNA from Helicoverpa armigera (cotton bollworm), 540 nucleotides. RefSeq names its product RING-box protein 1A (gene Roc1a). Gene Ontology annotation, cellular component: cullin-RING ubiquitin ligase complex; nucleus. The record is from RefSeq and is a predicted model, not a curated record. Gene Ontology annotation, biological process: protein ubiquitination; ubiquitin-dependent protein catabolic process. Gene Ontology annotation, molecular function: ubiquitin protein ligase activity; zinc ion binding; cullin family protein binding. Bases 81 to 422 code for a protein of 113 amino acids. Lineage: Eukaryota; Metazoa; Arthropoda; Insecta; Lepidoptera; Noctuidae. The transcript is spliced from 5 exons.